UGUAAGAUCCCGACUGUCCUCGGACUGUGAUAAAUUUUUAAGCGAAGUAAGCCUACCUUUCAUUGCGGAUGCGUUUACUCUAGUUUAAAAUGGAUUAUCGACGAAAAAAGAAACUGACAUUUUUCACUAUUGGGCUAAUCUUUCUUUUGAGUGGCAUCGAAUACGCUGUGAUCUUGCCCACGAUAUGGGGAUACCUGCAGGUACUGCAUGCAGCGCCGUUCUUCCUCGGCCUUGGCUUGUCGGCGUUCAGCCUAAGCGGUCUGCUCUCGGGGCCGCUGUUUGGGCACUGGUCCGACCGGACGCGCACCACGAAGAGCGUCGUCCUCUUUUCCAACGUCUUUGAGAUUGUUGGCAACUUCAUGUAUUUCAUUGGCUACUCCAAGUGGCUUUUGCUGUCCAGUCGGUUGGUCGCUGGCGUUGGGGCAGGAGCCGCCUCCUCUAUUUUUGGGUUCAUCACCCAGAGCACGGCCCCAGAAGACCGUGCCAACGUCUUCGCAGCCGUUAUGGCGUGCCGACAGGUCGGACUCCUGAUUGGUCCAGCAUUCAACAUCUUCCUUAGACUGUGUGAUUUCCACCUGGGGCCAUUUCUAGUGGACAAAUACACUUCACCUGGGCUCUUCAUGUGCAUGAUGUGGGCCCUGCUCCAACUGGUGGUGCUACUCAUGUACUGGGACCUCCCUCCUGAGGCUGAAGACAAGGAGAAGGAGGUGGAGGCAGAGGAGGAGGAGGAGGAGGUGGAGGGAGUAGAGGAGGAUAAGCCCUUGAUGGGCCCCGAGGAACCUCUGGAGACAUACAGUGCCGUCACCCCCGAACAAUUAGAGGCCCUCAUCAUCCCCAAUGGGAACGCAGCUCACGGUUCUCCACCUCCCAGCAUAACAGAUGCAGACCCCUUCCAGAACUUCAGUGUUCGCAAUGAGUUCUUGAGGGAGGAGGUGGUGAUUCUGCUCACAGCCCAGUUCAUCACUCUCUUCAAUCAGACUGCACUAGAGACAAUGGUGACCCCUCUGACCCAGAAGUACUUUAACUUCCGGGAGCUGGAGAACAGCGUGAUGUACUUCCUGUGUGGGGUGGAGGUGAUCGCCGGCUUCUUCUUCGUGCGCUGGCUGAGCCAGAAGGUGGCGGAUCGCGUGGUCCUGGUCGUGGGCCUGAUCAUCUGCAACGUCUCCUGUGCCUGGUGCCUCAUCUUCCUCGCCAAACCCCGGGGCAGUUUCACAUGGCAGUUAACGGAGUUCAUCAUCGGGGUGUUCCUGCAGCUUCUGGGGCUCCCAUUCGUUGCUGUGUCCCAGGUGUCCCUGUUCUCUAAAGUGACUGCAGUGAAGACACAAGGGUUCAGCCAGGGAGUGAGGUGGUCAGUAGGGGGUUUGGGCACCAUUCUGGGUCCCCUCUGGGCAGGCGGACUGACAGAGCACCUGUAUGUGAUGCUGGGAAUGAUGUUGGCUCUCCUCGUACUGCUAACUAUUAUGGUGAUGUUUUCCUACAAUCGCCUAGUAGAACCCUGUGUCGUGCAACAUGCUGACAGCCUGGAAGACUGUAUGUAGAGCUGAAAGGUAGUUCUCCUAGAAAUUUGAGCUAUUACAGGUAAGGGAUGGAUAUUUAUGACACAUAACUCGAGUGGGUUACUUUUCUCCUUGAACCCAAAUUCACUUUAAUGUAUUUCCCGGAAUGUGUCAUUUGCGGCCCCCGUUGUGGCCCCUAGAAUUGGUCUGAGCACCGGGUUUGAAUAUAGGUAGGAUACAGAAUCAUAUCCAGCAUACAUUUUGUAGAAUACUGAAACAUGUCCAAACAUAAUAAUCCAGAAUCGGUUCUUUGACAACUGUUUUCCCAUGACAGACCCUUCAAUUCUUCUCUGACAUUCUCAGACAAAUGUACAUUUAUGUGCUGCUGUGAACUGCCUGGACAUGACAUGUAAACAAAUACAGACCAUUCAGAGAGCAACCUGCAAUCUUCGUAACAAAAAUGUGAUUUCUCUCUCUGUAGGAGCGUGAAGCUGCUGCCCUGUUCCCCUGGCAAUCUCUUUGAUUUCAGACUGAUAGCAGGGGGUGGGGGUGGACUAAACGACUGCGGACACAGUAGAAAAAGAAGCACAUUUCAAUGCGACACACCAGCGUGACAGUUCUUAGUACUGUCUGACCUCUCGGCUUUUUCUAGCUGAGAGCCAUUACCACUGACCAGAUACUACAGCAAGUAGUUUCCUGUUUUUUUUCCUGUGGAAAAUGGACUUUAAUCAGAAAAUAUGUUUAUGUAAUACGCUUUGCAUUUAAAUUCAUCUGCCUCAGUAUACCUAACAGCACCAUAUGGUUUUCUCUACCUGGUUUCCCAAGAUGCACUCUGCUAAUUGUCCUCUCGGCGAUUCUGUAGUCACUGCAUUUGAAUUAGCGGGCACAAAUUAAGCGCUCUACUCUUAAAACUCAAUAAUUAGUGGUCUGCUAACAAGAUAGGUAAUGAGUCUAUUUAUUUACAUCCUGCACUUAAAAAGAAAAUUGAUCAUGUGUCAGAGUGACAUAGAACCUAUGAAACAGUGUCUAAAAAUGUACACAUUUGCCGAGAUAAAUUAGCAUUUUAACCAUUAGCUACACUGCUAAGAACACUACUAAAAGCCUUCAAUGAUCACGGAAUCAUUAAAAUGCAAAACAGGCUAAAAUAAGAGGCAGGACUACACUCACAUACACAGUUAACCCUGCUACAGUACCAAUAGGCUGCGCUCCUUUGCUUUAAGCAUAAUCGUUUGUGGUUGUUAAUCUCACACAUUUGAAAGUUCAUUGUUUUCUUUAUGGAAUUUCCUUUAAGAACUUUGGAUUAUAAAGGUAGUCUCCAUGUUCUGCUGCUCCACCAAUUUUAUGACUGAUAAUCAGAAAUGGUCUUGCACAUGUGAAAGAGAAAGUUGCAAUUAAAGUGUUGUAUCAGGCUUUUGGUACUACUGAAACAAGACCAGGUCAAAACCUAGUAUAUGGCUGGACCUAAACACACGUGAUCCAGCUGACCAAUGGUGUAACUG
Molecule: messenger RNA, 2995 nt
Organism: Anguilla anguilla (European eel)
Lineage: Eukaryota; Metazoa; Chordata; Actinopteri; Anguilliformes; Anguillidae
Product: major facilitator superfamily domain-containing protein 8-like
Exons: 11
Coding region: 90-1538 (482 amino acids)
Biological process (GO): transmembrane transport
Molecular function (GO): transmembrane transporter activity
Source: RefSeq, a predicted model, not a curated record